AUGAAGCAUUUAGCUUCACUACUGCCACCGGAUCCAGCACUGACAUUAUCUAUCGGCAGUGGCACUGGACUCCUAGAGGCCUUGCUUCUUCACCAGCGGCCUACACUGGAGCUUAAAGCUGUCGAGGUCCCGACGAUUAACAACAAGUAUAUGCCAAUUAACAGGAUUGAGAUUGUGGACGGAUACCGGGAUCUUUGCAGUUUGGCAGCAGAUGCAAGUGCCUGGAUGUACGUUUAUCCCAGAGAUGCUCGGCUUCUUCAGAAGUAUGUUCAGGCUUUUGGGGAUCAGAAGUGCGAACUCAUCAUCUGGAUUGGGCCGAGGGGAGAUUUCCCCGAGCCUGAGGAUGAAUUCUUCGGUGAAAUGUGGAUAAAGGAAGACUUCAAAGAAUGCGGUCUUAAGGACUACGAGACUAUGGCACUGUGGAGGCGGCUACCACUUGAGAAAGCUGGUUCGAAGGCGACGGAGGAUGAUGCCUCAGCAAAUUCAUAA
Molecule: messenger RNA, 489 nt
Organism: Letharia columbiana
Lineage: Eukaryota; Fungi; Ascomycota; Lecanoromycetes; Lecanorales; Parmeliaceae
Exons: 1
Coding region: 1-489 (162 amino acids)
Source: RefSeq, a predicted model, not a curated record